UUUACACGGAAUCAAGUGCUCCAAACCGAUGAAUGUGGCAGCUAUAUUUAAAUAAUGCACGUAGUCAACUAGACAAUUUCAUUUGUUCUCUCGAUCGAUGACAUUUCUUAGAUGUGUAUAAAUGAAAAUCAAAAUGAAAUUAUCAAACGGAUUUGUACGAUAUCGGUGCAUGAGCAGAAUGCAAGAUGCCUGCCUGACUUCAUUAUAAUGAGUACUUGAUAGGCCUGGAGUGAAAAUCUCUUCACCUAGCGACAUUCUUUUGAACACUCGAUUUAAUCGUCGAGCUGCUCAUCCUCACGAAAAUUUGCGAAGUCAAUUCUGUCAUCAGGGAUAGGCCUAAAUACAUUUUGUUCUUCGCAAUACUGACUUCAUUCAAAAAUUUGAAAAUGACGGAUUUUCCCGGAAUUAUAAGCGAUAAUCAGGGAGAAGAGCUCGGCUACUGCGAGACCAUUGAUAUCAGCAUGAUCAGGAAUGUGUCCGAGGAGCGCGCCGAGGGCUAUUCCUACUCUUCUGCAGAAUGGGGUUUCAACACCAUAUUCCUGCCCAUCGUCAUGAUCGUCGGCGUCCUCGACAACUGCGCUUUUAUCUACGUGGUGUUUCGCAUCAAGAGCAUGCAGACGAUCACCAACGUGUACCUCGUCAACCUCGCCUGCGCGGAUAUGAUGUUCAUCAUCUUCGCCGUCGUCCACAAGAUCGUCAAGAUCCUGACGUCGCCGAUUUCGUACGACGAUUCCGGACUCGGUCUCGAAGGAUGCAUGGUGAUCUUUCUCUUCCUCAGCGCAGCCUACAAUGCCUCGAUGUGCUUCAUCACCGCGGUGAGCGUCGAGCGGUACAACGCGGUGUGCAACCCGCUGAAGCUUCACCAGGCUCAGGGGUCGAAGCGCUGGGCAUUCACCAGAAAUGUAUGCAUCGUCUCCUGGGUGGCUGCGUUCCUUGUCUCUGGCACCUUUCUCCCAAGUUAUGCCAAAUACGAGCACGUCUGCUACGAGUGGCCAGACGUCGAGCCGUACGUGAACUGGCCGACGAUGACGAGCCAUUGCAAUCCUUUCUCGCUCGUCGCUGACAGCUACACCAGCGGUGCGCAGACCAUCCCAUUCUUCAUCACCCUCAUCGUCAACUUCAUCCUGCAUCACAAGACCCUGAGGGGUUUAAGCAACUCUCUGGGGAAAACAAAAGGCGACGGAUCCCGGAGCGAACGGGACGCGAAGAUCCACAACCAGACCGUCCGCAUGCUCGUCGUCAACAGCGUUCUCUUCUUCGUAUUCCUCUCGCCCUUCGAGUUCAUCUCCUUGUUCGUCAUGAUCAACAUCCUCAUCACCGGCGGCAUCGUCAUCCCAGGCAAAACGCUGACGGUCUAUAUCUACAUCGCACGCACGCUGACAUACAUCAACUCUCUCUCCAAUCCUAUCAUCUAUACGGUCUUUUGUAAAAGAUAUUUCGAUGCUUUCAAAGAGGCUUUCGGACUCAAAUCGAAAUUAUCCAGAGAUCCUUCGGUGAGCACGGUUUCCAAAGGCGUACGAUGAACGCUUUCAAUAUGUUUUAGAAGAGACUGGGAUCGAUCACAUGUUUAGUUUGUUACUGUACAUCUGGCUCGGUGGUGGCUCAGUGGUAGAGCGCCGGCAUAAUGAACGGGAGGUCAAGGAUUCGAUCCCCAGCCGAGUCAUACCAAAUGAUUAUAAAAGUGGGACCUUCUGCCUUCUUGCUUUAGGCCCUCUGCAGUUAGAUUAGAGAAGGGUAACAUUAACAUACUGUGUACUGUUAUUCAGGGUCAGUUGGCAGUUUGCCAUUGGUAGUGGCUACCCCAGGCAAAUGUAAUUAUAAUUAUCAUCAUGUUGUUUUUUUAUAUCUAAGUACUAUUUCUUGGUUUUCUCUAUUUCUCUAUGAUAUCUGUCAGAUAUGAUUAUUUGUAUGCGAUUCAUCAGUGCUCGUUUAUAAAUAUAUACUUAUUGCAUCGUUUUUGUCAACUAAUACAAACGCAGAACAAAGCUCCAUCUUCAAGACAUAAUCAAAACCAUAUUAAACUGUUAUCAUCGUUAUCAAGCAAUGGUUGUCAAAAAAUUCUCGAAGUAGUGUUUAGAAAUUAAUGUGAUUCUUCAACAAUACUUCUUUAAUUCGUAGUACAUUGAUAUAUAUUAAAGUCCAUUUAAUUCACUUUUAGUUGUGAUCGAAUUGUACAAUGUGUGGUAAUAAUAAUAAUGAGAAGAAGGAGAACAA
Molecule: messenger RNA, 2214 nt
Organism: Lytechinus variegatus (green sea urchin)
Lineage: Eukaryota; Metazoa; Echinodermata; Echinoidea; Temnopleuroida; Toxopneustidae
Product: thyrotropin-releasing hormone receptor-like
Exons: 1
Coding region: 387-1523 (378 amino acids)
Biological process (GO): G protein-coupled receptor signaling pathway
Cellular component (GO): plasma membrane
Molecular function (GO): G protein-coupled receptor activity
Source: RefSeq, a predicted model, not a curated record